UUGUUUUUUUCUAUUCUUAGUACUCUCACAUUCAUCGUUCCUUCUCUACCUUCAAUCCGUCGCCAAUUUACUAUGAACUGAGAAAAAGAAGGAGAACGGGCGAAACGGAAGAAACACGUAUCGGACGCAAACAGCGUCCUUCCACCACCACCUACGGCACCUAUGGCUGCUGCCACCGCCACCACUCUCAUCCUCCUCGUCGUCCUCCACCGCCACCUAGCUGUUUCUGCCGCCGCGGCUCCGUCCCCCGACGCCGCGGCCCUCCUCCUCCUCAAGGACUCCUUGGGCAACGCCACCGCCCUCUCCGCCUGGUCCCUCUCCGCCGAGUCCCCCCCCUGCGGUCCCCCCUCCCCCUGGCCCGGCGUCGUCUGCUUCCACGGCAUCCUCACCGGCCUCCGCCUCUCCGGCAUGGGCCUCUCCGGCUCCCCCGACCUCGACGCGCUCUCCCGCCUCCCCGGCCUCCGCACUCUCUCCCUCUCCUCCAACUCCCUCUCCGGCCCCCUCCCCGCCUUCAACCGCCGCCUCCCUGCCCUCAAAUCUCUCUACCUCUCCGGCAACCGCUUCUCUGGCCCCCUCCCCGACGACUUCUUCGUCGGCCUCGCCCACCUCAAGAAGCUCUGGCUCAACGCCAACGCAUUCACCGGACCCGUCCCUUCCUCCCUCACACGCGCCACCAGCCUCAUCGAGCUGCACCUCGAGGACAACGGCUUCACCGGGCAGCUCCCUCCCGACCCCCCCGCCGCGCUGUCGGAGUUCAACGCCUCCCACAACGACCUCGAGGGCCCCGUCCCCGCGAGCUUCGAAAAGUUCGGCGCGGGCGCGUUCGGAGGGAACGCGUACCUCUGCUACGGCGCCGACGACAAAAAACCAUGCAAGAAACCAGAGCCGGAGCCGGAGGCGACCCUCGGGGAGAAGGUGGCGAUGGCGAUGGUGGUGCUGCUUCUCGCGGCGGCCACGGCGGCCGUCUGCUUGAGGACGUGCCGGAAGCAGCGCGUGCGGGCGUUCGACACGCUCGGCGUCGACAACGGCGCGGUCGAGAGCGGCGACGAGAAGAGAGGCGUGCGCGACGGCGGCGGCGGCACUGACGCCGUCGUCGACGCGGCGAAAGGGUCGAGCCAUCAUAAUAAUAGUAAAAAGAGCGCCGUAGCGGACAGCGUCGUAUCAGCGCCAGCGGAUGGCGGAGGAGGAGGAGGAGGAGGGGCUGCAGGUAAUGUCGGGGGUGGUGGUGGUGGUUUGGGGAGUGGUGAUUUGGUGAUGGUGAACGAGGGGAAGGGGAGGUUCGGGCUGGCGGACCUGAUGAAGGCGGCGGCGGAGGUGCUGGGGAGCGGGGGGCUGGGGUCGGCGUACAAGGCGGUGAUGAAGCGCGGGGCGGGGGCGGCGGGGUCGGUGAAACGGAUGCGCGACAUGAACCGGGUGGGGAAGGAGACGUUCGACGUCGAGAUGCGCCGCUCGGCCGCUGCGCCACCCAAACUGCUGCGCCGCUGGCGUUCACUACCGCGAAGAGAGAAGCUGCUCGUCUACGAAUACAUUCCAAAGAGCUUGCUCUACGUUCUUCAUGGCGAUCGAGGGAUGGACCACGCGGCCCUGGACUGGCCGACGCGGCUGCGGAUCGCGCGGGGGAUCGCGCGGGGGAUGGCGUACCUCCACUCCGAGCUCUCGUCGGCCGACAUCCCCCACGGCAACCUCAAGUCCGGCAACGUCCUCCUCUCGCCGGACUUCGAGCCCCUCCUCGUCGACUACGGCUUCCUCCCCCUCGUCAACCCCUCCCUCGCCUCCGCCGCCAUGUUCGCCUACCGCUCCCCGGAGUCCCUCGGCCACCACCACGUCUCCGCCAAGUCCGACGUCUACUGCCUCGGCAUCCUCCUCCUCGAGCUGCUCACCGGCAAAUUCCCCUCGCAGUACCUGCACAACGCGAAAGGCGGGACCGACCUCGUCCUCUGGGCCACCACCGUCGCUGCGGAGGAUCGGGAGGAGGAGCUGCUGGACCCGGCCAUCGUGACGGCGGCGAUGAAGGCGGCGGUGCCCGACAUGAAGCGGCUGCUGCGCGUCGGCAUCGACUGCAUCGAGCCGGAGCCCGAUAGGCGGCCCGACAUGAAGGAGGCGGCGGCGAGGAUCGAGGAGGUGGCGGCUGCCGUCGAGGCGCUCAAGGCGGCCAGGGUGGCGCCGGCGAAGGACGGGCUGCAGCCGGCAUCGGCGCCGGCCUCCCAUGCGGCGUACGUGAGGGACGGGCUCGGGGAGCGGUCGGCCCGCCGGGGAGGGAGCAUCGGCGAGCGGUCGGCCCGCCGGGGAGGGAGCAUCGGCGAGCGGUCGGCUCGCCGGAGCGAUGAUAACUUCUCGUUCGCCAUCUCAUGAUGGCGAUCACUGCGCCAACGACACCGGGCUAUAGUGGGCAAAUCGAUCAUACAGUACGGCCUGUGAUAAUACAAAGUAGAGAGAAACACUGGACAUGGAGAGGAGGAACAAUAGAUAAUUAAGCAGCAGUAAAUAUGCAUGGAGGUCCACAACUAUAUUCAAUUGUGAAAUUACCCCCUCAACUUUAAUUUUUUUUUCUUAUCGAAUCCUUCUUGAGUUUUGAUUUUUCUUUUCAGAAUUAAAGGAUUUUAGAGAAAGAAACUUGGGUAUUUUUCAAAUGCAAUGAUGAUUUUGUCAAAUUUAAUAGCUUUAAAUUUCUAUUUAACAAAGUCAUUAUAUUUGAUAAAACUCGAAUGGAAAAAAUUAGAAGUUGAGAAAGUUUCAAUUAAAAGAAAAAAAAAGGGGUGUAUUUCAAAAUCGCGUAAAGUUGAGGGGCUCUUCAUAACUUGCAUACCGAGGAGACGUGGUAGGGGCUCUUUUAUUGCUUUGUUACAAUUUAUUUACUACGCGAAAAGCCAAAAAAUGGGCUUCUAUUGAAGUUAUGAGAUGAGAUGUUAUAAACUUUAAACAUUUAGUGAUUUUCUUUUUUCCCUUUUGUUUAAAAAUUAUGUAUAUGAUAAGCAAG
Ananas comosus (pineapple) is the source of this 2977-nucleotide messenger RNA. Its product is annotated as pollen receptor-like kinase 3. The record is from RefSeq and is a predicted model, not a curated record. Gene Ontology annotation, molecular function: protein kinase activity; protein binding; ATP binding. Gene Ontology annotation, biological process: protein phosphorylation. NCBI's taxonomy places the organism in Eukaryota, Viridiplantae, Streptophyta, Magnoliopsida, Poales, Bromeliaceae.